UAUAUUUAUAGUACAGCAACAGUUGCACACGAAUAAUGUCACAAGAACCAUUGCAGUAUUUGCCUCCGGAGAGAUGGGACGAGCUUCAAAAUGUCUUCAGAAAGGACUGGACCAGAGGAGUUUCUGGGUACACAGUGUUAGAUAAUCAAAGAAGAUGGAUGGCCCAAGGAAUUAAAUACGAUAUGCGAAUCUAUUGCCCUUUUGGUGAGGUCCAAAAUGGAAUGGUGGCGUUGAAUGAGAAGCAUUCAUUCUACGAGAUAAUAAUUCAGUGUCCGAGUGAUGACACUUCCAAACUAGCAACUGCAUUGAGAACAACCAAGCUAAUUGACUGGUCGAGAGCUAUCAAGGUUCCAUUCGCACCGUACCAUGUGAUCAAUAUGUUGAAAGAAGUGGUUCGUGAUGUCAAUGUGGAGAUAGAGCUUAUACUGCCUUCAGAUACGUUUAUGUUGGAUACUACAACUUUUUAUGACGUCAGCUUACCCGAUGGCAUCACCUUCAAGCUCCUGACAAAUGAAUACCUAGACCUGGUGGACUCCACGUGGCCUCAUCGCUACCCAACAUCAGCUUCGUACUUCGAACUCCUCAUCAACUUGAAGUGCGGUUACGGCCUUUAUAAGGACAGGACCUUACUAUCCUGGGUCCUUAUUAAUGAGUCAGGGAACCUGUUGCAUUUAUAUACUGCUGAAGGUCAUAGGCAGAAAGGUUAUGCUGAGCUGCUUUUGAAGUUAGUAAGCAAUGUCUUAAUAAAAGAGGGAAGAAUUGUGAAUGCUUAUUGUCUACUGGAUAACUAUAGCGCUUGUAAACUGUACAAAAAGGCAGGGUUUUAUAAUUCAGAAGAAAUUGCCUGGGUUUAUUUGAAGGCUAAAUAAAGUGGAUUUUGUAGUGAU
Messenger RNA from Spodoptera frugiperda (fall armyworm), 887 nucleotides. RefSeq lists its product as uncharacterized. The record is from RefSeq and is a predicted model, not a curated record. The transcript is spliced from 3 exons. Lineage: Eukaryota; Metazoa; Arthropoda; Insecta; Lepidoptera; Noctuidae. Gene Ontology annotation, molecular function: acyltransferase activity, transferring groups other than amino-acyl groups. Bases 36 to 869 code for a protein of 277 amino acids.